CCCUGAGUCCUCCGUCGUUACACGAGUCGAGAGCCCGCAGGAGGGAAGUGGGAGUCCUGGACCAUCCCGCAGAGUUUCGGAGUCACAGGAAGGAAGCAACCUGGAAAGGAGCCGGGGAGAUUUUGGAAAAGCUCUUCAGGAUUUAGAAAGCGCAGGACAGAUGCUUGAUGCCAUUGUUAGGAGCUGCUUCCCUAGGGUGUGCUGGAAGGUCUGGCUCACUCAGCUCGGCGUUUAUAUAAAUGAUUGUUAGUGCUCCUCCUCUGAGCACACGGACCCUGAGAUCGAAGCCCUCGGUUCAGCUGAACCACUAUUAACCGGAAAAGGCAGAAACUCUCCAGAUGUCUUCCAGUAAUGACGAAGUUUUUAUCCCAAUGUCACGAAGAAAUACCAAUGACCUCCCCACGACAACCUCCAAUGACCUGAAGACAUUUACCGAAGUAGCUGUGUUAAGUUUUCAUAACAUCAACUAUCGAGUAAAAGUGACGAGUGGCUUUCUUCUUGGUCGAAAAACAGUUGAGAAAGAAAUAUUAACAAAUAUCAAUGGCAUCAUGAGACCUGGCCUCAAUGCCAUUCUGGGACCCACAGGUGGAGGCAAAUCUUCGUUGUUAGAUGUCUUAGCUGCAAGGAAAGAUCCACGUGGAUUAUCUGGGGAUGUUUUGAUAAAUGGAGCACCUCGACCUGCCAAUUUCAAAUGUAAUUCAGGUUAUGUGGUACAAGAUGAUGUCGUGAUGGGCACUCUGACGGUGAGAGAAAAUUUACAGUUCUCAGCAGCUCUACGGCUUCCAACAACUAUGACGACUAAUGAAAAAAAUAUACGGAUUAACAGGGUCAUUCAGGAGUUAGGUCUGGAUAAAGUGGCGGAUUCCAAGGUUGGAACUCAGUUUAUCCGUGGUGUGUCUGGAGGAGAAAGAAAAAGGACUAGUAUAGGAAUGGAGCUUAUUACUGAUCCAGCCAUCCUGUUCCUAGAUGAGCCCACAACUGGCUUAGACUCAAGCACAGCAAAUGCUGUCCUUUUGCUCCUGAAGAGGAUGUCUGAACAGGGACGAACAAUCAUUUUCUCCAUUCAUCAGCCUCGUUACUCUAUCUUCAAGUUGUUUGAUAGCCUCACCUUGUUGGCCUCAGGAAGACUAAUGUUCCAUGGGCCUGCCCAGGAGGCCUUGGGUUACUUUGCAUUAAUGGGUUACCAGUGUGAGCCCUAUAAUAACCCUGCAGACUUCUUCCUGGAUGUCAUUAAUGGAGACUCCUCUGCUGUGGUAUUAAACAGACAGGACCAGGCGGGUGAAGCCAAGGAGACUGAAGGACCUUCCAAAAGAGAUAUUCCACUCAUUGAAAAAAUAGCUGAGUUUUAUGCCAACUCUGCCUUCUCCAGAAAAACAAAAGAUGAGUUAAAUCAACUCUCAGAGGGUCAGAAAAAGAAGAGCUCAGCCUUUGGGGAGAUCACCUAUGCCACCUCCUUCUGUCAUCAACUCAGAUGGAUUUCCAAGCGUUCAUUCAAAAACUUACUGGGUAACCCUCAGGCCUCUAUAGCUCAGAUAAUUGUAACAAUCAUCCUGGGAUUGGUUAUAGGUGCCAUUUUCUAUGAUUUAAAAAAUGAUUCUACGGGAAUCCAGAAUAGAUCAGGGGUGCUCUUCUUCCUCACGACCAACCAGUGUUUCAGCAGUAUCUCAGCUGUGGAGCUUUUUGUGGUUGAGAAGAAGCUCUUUAUACAUGAAUAUAUCAGUGGAUACUACAGAGUGUCAUCUUAUUUCUUUGGAAAACUGGUAUCUGAUUUACUACCCAUGAGGAUAUUACCAAGUAUUAUAUUUACUUGUAUAAUAUACUUCUUGUUAGGAUUGAAACCAGUUGUGGAGGCUUUCUUCAUCAUGAUGUUUACCCUUAUGAUGGUGGCUUAUUCAGCCAGUUCUAUGGCACUGGCCAUAGCAGCAGGCCAGAGUGUGGUGUCCAUAGCAACACUUCUCAUGACCAUCUCCUUUGUGUUUAUGAUGAUAUUUUCAGGGCUGUUGGUAAAUCUCACAACCAUCCAGCCUUGGCUAUCAUGGCUUCAGUACUUCAGCAUUCCUCGAUAUGGCUUUGCGGCUUUGCAGCAUAAUGAAUUUUUGGGACAAAACUUCUGCCCAGGACUCAAUGUAACAACAAAUAAUACCUGUAGUUAUGCGACAUGUACUGGCGAAGAAUUUUUGGUAAACCAGGGCAUCGAUAUCUCCCCUUGGGGCCUGUGGAAGAAUCACGUAGCCUUGGCAUGCAUGAUUGUUAUUUUCCUUAUAAUUGCCUACCUAAAAUUGUUAUUUCUUAAAAAAUUUUCUUAAAUUCUUCUUGAAUCUACAUGAUUUAUGUGCACAUUAAAUAGGGAGUGUCUUGAUUUAUUUUAAGCAUUCAA
Neofelis nebulosa (Clouded leopard) is the source of this 2377-nucleotide messenger RNA. RefSeq names its product ATP binding cassette subfamily G member 2 (Junior blood group) (gene ABCG2). Gene Ontology annotation, molecular function: ABC-type transporter activity; ATP binding; ATP hydrolysis activity. The record is from RefSeq and is a predicted model, not a curated record. The transcript is spliced from 16 exons. Gene Ontology annotation, cellular component: plasma membrane. Bases 339 to 2306 code for a protein of 655 amino acids. NCBI's taxonomy places the organism in Eukaryota, Metazoa, Chordata, Mammalia, Carnivora, Felidae.